ACACGUUAAGGGGAACACAUUUACUGCGGACCAGUGUAUCUACAAAUUAUUUCCGGGUAGCUAGACGUAGCUAACUUUAGCUGUGUCUCCGUCUGACGUCUUAGCAGUGGACCAACACAGUCCCGGAAAAGAUGGAUAGCGAAGAAAGAACCUAUGGUGGCUGUGAAGGGCCAGAUGCCAUGUAUGUGAAGCUGAUCUCCUCAGAUGGCCAUGAAUUUAUAGUGAAGAGAGAACAUGCUUUGACAUCUGGAACAAUCAAAGCUAUGUUAAGUGGACCUGGACAGUUUGCUGAGAACGAAACCAACGAAGUGAACUUCAGAGAGAUUCCAUCUCAUGUUCUGUCUAAGGUCUGCAUGUAUUUCACCUACAAAGUCCGUUACACCAACAGCUCUACAGAGAUCCCUGAAUUCCCCAUCGCUCCAGAGAUCGCACUGGAACUGCUCAUGGCUGCAAACUUUUUGGAUUGUUAGACGUUACAGUUAUUAUGUAAAAGCUUAAACCAUUCAAAGCUUUUUUUGGAGGAGUAUUUAAUUUGUUUUGCCAUCUACAACACGUGUUUUGUUUUUGUUGCUUCAUACUUUGUCUUAUCAUUUUGAUUGUGUUUAAAUAAAAAUGUCGUUUUAAAUGGUGUUGAACAUGGCAGGCCAAAAACAUAACUGCACCCUUCACGAAAAUCUUUCCUCACCUUCUACAUCAAUCUUAAUAAAGAUUUAUUUGGUGAGCACUUUA
Molecule: messenger RNA, 729 nt
Organism: Oryzias latipes (Japanese medaka)
Lineage: Eukaryota; Metazoa; Chordata; Actinopteri; Beloniformes; Adrianichthyidae
Gene: eloca
Product: elongin C paralog a
Biological process (GO): ubiquitin-dependent protein catabolic process
Source: RefSeq, a predicted model, not a curated record